Daktulosphaira vitifoliae (grape phylloxera) is the source of this 3392-nucleotide messenger RNA. RefSeq lists its product as uncharacterized. The record is from RefSeq and is a predicted model, not a curated record. The transcript is spliced from 2 exons. Bases 1103 to 2809 code for a protein of 568 amino acids. NCBI's taxonomy places the organism in Eukaryota, Metazoa, Arthropoda, Insecta, Hemiptera, Phylloxeridae.
UCCUUUAAUCCUAAAGAGUAUAAAAAUGAUCGAAAAUUGCAAAAAGAGUGAGCAUCUUCAUUACAAUAGAAACAAAACAAAUAAUAGAAAAAUGUUCUAUCAAAUACUUAAUAUACUCAGCAGAAGCAAUAGCUGUUCUUAAAGCUAUCCAACUUACAGUCGACGAAGAGCACUUACACUAUAUCAUUCUAUGCAAUUCAUUGAGCUCCAUCAACAAUAUAAAAAAUAUCCAUCAUCAAAAUGACAUUUUAUCCCUCAUUAACAAGAAAUUUGAAAAAGCCGACACUAAAAACAAACCCGUCACAAUUCUAUGGUUAUAUAGGUAUAAAAAGGCCAUGAAGACGCCCAUAAAUACGCUAAAAUUGCAGCUAACGAUCCAAAUGUACCACCUUUACUUAGACUUAUACCAUCAAAAGCAUUAAAAAUAAUACAAUUUAAAAAUAGCACAAGCUUUGGAACCAACAAACCAAAAAGUUGAACCCAAUUAGGUCAACGGUAUUACAACGGACAAAUUUUAACCUCAAAAAAAAAAAAGAGAAGUCGUUAUAAACAGACUACAAAUUAGUCACACAAAACUUACUCACUGAUAUCUCAUGUCAAAGGAUGACCUACCAGAUAUUCCUUUGAACCUCUACAUAGCACUCGGCCUCAAGCUCCCAAAAAAAACAAAUUAAUGUUAAUGUUUUUUAAAACACUAGCUGGUACAACACAAUUCAAUAUUAUGUAAAUACGGUACAACUUGAAUAUUAUGUAACAUUGUAUUAUUAAUAUUAUAACUUAUGGCCUUUGCUGUCAAAGUAGUAAGAUCAAUAAUAAUGAUGACAUAAUAUAGUAAAAAUGUUUUUGUAAACAACUAAUGUUACACACAGAGAAUUUCAAUGAGAAAAUUUAUCAACACAAUAUGGUGAUAAUAUAAUUUACAUCCUAUAAAAAAUUAUUUGAUUAAUAAUAAAAUAAACCUGUCGUAGGUAAAACAUUUAUAUACUUUAUUUAUAUUGUUUACUAAAAAUAAAUUAUAUAAAGAGGAAGACACUUGCAUAUGCUCAUUCUAGAUCUACCAAAGUUUUAAACGAGUAAUUUUUCAUAUCGGUAUAUUUUUACAAUGAAAUUUUACCCGUUUACUUUAAUAUCUAUUGUAAUUUUCAUAUUAAAACCAGAUGAAGGAAUUUAUUGCAAAACUUAUUAUGUGGAAUAUAAACAUUACAUUAAAAUGGUGGUGAAUCACAUUUAUUCACGAAUUGAAUUAUAUAAAAAACAAGAUUCAAAUAAUACUAUUGAUAUAAUAACAAAUUUACAACUAAAGAAGAAACUGCUUAAAUUCUCAGUAAAAUACAAUUAUACAAUAAAUGUACUCAAUUACAAGUACAAUGAAAUAGUACAGAAAUUCCUUGCUUUCGUAAAUGUUAUCCUUAGUAAAUGUCAGAAAUAUCAUAAAAAUAAAUCAACAAAACAUUUUAUUCCUUAUGUAGUUCUGCUCCAAGAAGUAGUGAAAAGUUCCAAAACGUUGUUUGAAAAUCUAUACAAUGCUAUGAAAUUUAUAAGCUACAUAGAUAUUAGAUUUUUGUUUUUUGGAAGCGUCGUGCCGCAUGGUAUAAUUGAUGAAAUCGAAUUUAUAUAUCAAUACGUCCUAGAAAAAAGUGAAAAUACCAGACCUCUUGAUCUCAACAAAUCACCUUAUGAAGUCUGUGAAAUGAAUUUUGAGAAUUUGAAAAAAUUUCAUUUUGAAGCAUCAACAAGAGUAGAAAAUUUUUUUAGAAAUAGUAAUGCCUUGAACUCUUUUAUACUAUAUGAUUUAAAAAAAAUUCAAACUACAGAAAUACCUACUGACACUAGAAAUUUAAGAAAAAGUACACUUCAAAAGUUUUUCAACGAUAUUACAGAAAUUUGGUACAAAAACUUAGGUUUUGAACAAUUUCUUAAUCCCAUAAUAACUGAAUUCAUACCUCCAAUAGAUCCAGAUACAAAUCAAAAAUAUGGAAUUGAAGCUCUUGAUAUUAUUUGUAAGGAACCCGGUUGGAAAUCAAUGGAGCACAUAAGUAUAAAUUAUUGUGAAAAACAAAUAAACGUAAAUCGUAUAAUAGAAGACCCAAUUAAUAACCUAAAUUUUCGAAUAAAAAAAGAACAUGUAACACAAUUAUUAAGAUGCAGGUUUACAGAAAUGAUGAAUAUCUAUCGUACACUACUAUCUGCUAUGUUGACUGUAUGUCAAAAAGUUGCAUUUUACUGUUAUUAUAACUGUUUGGUUAAAAUAUUUAACUCAUUCAAAGAAUCCAAAAUAAUGCUUGACGGAUUUCGUAAAGCUUUAACUACUUUAAAUAGAUCAUCAAUAUGGAGUGUUAAUUUUAAAUCUAAUUCGAGUUUACAAAACAUUUUUAAAUGGGUUACAGGUUUUCUCAAUUUAUUGGGGAACAAUGAUUUCUGUCAAGAUAGCUCUAUCAUUAUAUUCGAUAAUAAAACAAUGAAAAUAGUUGAUAAUCUUCUAACGAAUUUUCAAAUUUAUUUUAACAGCUUCAGUGAGCAUUUACGUUAUGAUAUGAACAAAACAAACACUAGGUGUUAUAUAAGUAAACCUUUUAAAAAUGAUGAGGCUUAUAUAGAAGAAUUUAAGGAUUCAGCAAAUGUAUUAAAUAGUCCAAAUUCCGAAUGGGUACAGAAAAUUAUUCUUCACGCGUGUAAUUAUUUUGAUAAUUUUUGUAAAAAUGUUCACAAAUCUUGUUAUGAAGAUCUGGGUUUCGAAAAACUUACACAUUGCCAAAACAAAGAAUUAGACAGCAAACUUAAUUAUUUUACUGUAGAUUUAUCUACUUAGCCUCCAUUGUAUCGUAAAGGUACGAGUAUCAACGAGUUUAAUUUGAAAAGUAUACUUGAUCAAAUUAUUACUUUAACUAAUAAUUUUAAAUUUCACACGUAUAAUUUAAUAAUCAUUUUUGAAAUCAUUAUUUUGGUUUAGUUUCAUUCUAGUUUUUUUUUUUUUAUAAAUUUUCUGUUAUUGUUACAGUCUUCACUAGCACACUUGAUACAAUAUAUUAUUAAAAAUAUUUCACUAUGUUAUAAAAAUAUACCGUUUUAUAGCUAAUAAUAAUUAAAGCCAUUAUUUGUUCAUACUAUUAACAAUAUUAAAAUAAAAAAAAAAUAAAAAUUUAUUAUACUUGUAUAUUGUUUAACGAAAAAAUAAUUAACAUUUUAAAACGUGUUUAAAUAGCAUUAAGAAUGUAAUCAAAAUUAUGAUAUAGUUAAAGCAAAAUUAUUUAAAGUUUUGAAUAUUAUUAACUAUCUUAAAAUUAAUACCAAUGCCUAAUUAUGUAAAUAUUUUUAAUGAGCAACCACUAACAAGUUAGUCUUUUCGGCUCUAUCGACUUUGGCAUCGCCGUUUUGGCGAUAAUACACAAAAU